Limanda limanda (common dab) is the source of this 837-nucleotide messenger RNA. Its product is annotated as C-type mannose receptor 2-like. The record is from RefSeq and is a predicted model, not a curated record. The transcript is spliced from 4 exons. NCBI's taxonomy places the organism in Eukaryota, Metazoa, Chordata, Actinopteri, Pleuronectiformes, Pleuronectidae. The coding region runs from base 1 to 837 and encodes 278 amino acids.
AUGAGGGUUCGAGUCCGCGGCCACACCAGCCUUCUUCCUGCUGUCACUGAAGCCACGCCCAACGGACACGCCUCCCGUUGCGAACGCCCGCCUACUUUUAAAGAGACACACUUUGUGUCUGAAGCAAAGACUUGGACUGAAGCUCAGAGCUACUGCAGAGAGAAGUACACCGACCUGGCCACUGUGGGAAACACUGAAGAAAUGAAGAAACUGAAAGACACAGUUCCUGCCGCUGGUGACAGGUCUCAGGUUUGGAUCGGCCUGUACAGUCAUGUGGACUGGAAGUGGUCAGAUGGGUUCCACCAGAGUGGAGCUGAAUACAGGAACUGGAGAAAUGACCAACCAAACUAUAAAGAAGCCAAUCAGCUCUGUGUGGUAAUGAAUCCAGGAGGAAAAUGGCAUGAUCAGUUCUGCAAUGGAAUGAGUUCAUCUGUCUGCUACAAUGACUCAGCUGCAGGAGGAUUCGAGUUUGUGGCUACAGUAAAGACUUGGUCUGAUGCUCAGAAGCACUGCAGAGAACACUUCACAGAUCUGGCCACUGUGAGGAACGAAGCUGACAACGUACAGAUACAUAGCUUGAUACCCUAUAACCGUUGGCCAUGGAUCGGUUUGUACAGAGAUCCUCCGAUCUACUGGUCCGACGGGAGUAACUUCUCUUUCAGCUCCUGGUUCCCGGGUGUCAACCCACUUGGCUCGAUGGAAGUCGUAUGUGGUGUUGCAGAUUUUAACAAGGGAGGAAAAUGGAGAUUCAUUUCCUGUGAAGCAAGAAAACCUUUUGUCUGCUACAGCAUCCCAAGCAACAUGCAGCCCAGAGACAGGGUUCCCGCGGGGUCCUAA